AUGCGAUCAAUUAAUCCACUUCUUUUCACCUCUUUUGCUUAUCUCAAAAAUGAUUAUCAUACAUUAAAAUGUAUUUUUGACAAAUUUCCAGACCAUACUGAACGACAUUCAACUUUGAAAACUUGUGAAUUUUCAAAUUAUACAACUCCUGUUACCUCUGGUGGAAGUAUAACAAGUCCACCCUUAAUAUUGAUAACAUCAUCUUCAAGGAUGAUCAAUACUUCAGAUUGUUCUUCUACCUCAUAUUCCACUUUGACAUCUUUAUCAUCCUCUUCAACAUCAUCGACAUCAUGUGAACCUGAAUUGAAAAAAUUGAAAAGUUCAGUAGUGCAUAAAUCAUCUCCGUUGAAAAAUGGUAGAAUAUUUUCCAAACAGUUGACAGUGGAUAAAAUGGAAUUAUACCCGGAUGCAUCCAGAGAACCAAUAGAAAUGAAUCAACACGUAAAACAAUCUCAACCAAAUAUCUCGUCAACUAAUUAUUCUAAAUCGCAUAAAUAUGAACAUAAUGAUUUAACGGAACAACAACAACAUUCAGUCGUCGAAAUCGAUUCAUCCCCACGUAAUACACCGAUAUGUAAUCAGUGUGGUAAACAAUUUGCCAAUAUUUAUCGUUUACACAGACAUUUACUAAGCCAUACUGAAAGUUAUGAAUUACGCAAAUUCCGUUGUUCCCAGUGUACAAAAGCAUUUAAAUUUAAGCAUCAUUUAAAAGAACAUGAGAGAAUUCAUAGUGGAGAGAAGCCAUUUAUGUGUUCACAAUGUGGCAAACGUUUCAGUCAUUCGGGCUCUUAUUCAAGUCAUAUGUCAAGUAAAAAAUGUAACAACAGUAAUACUAGCGGUGUCAAUAACAAUGAAACGAACACAACAACUAUACAUACACCUAAUGUCAGUAGUAUUCAUCAUAAUAAAUGUAGCAACGAUAUGGGCCAAAUAUUAGCAACUAAAUCGAUGAACAGUGAUACUCUUACUAAUCAAACAGGUUUUGAUAGAACAAACCAAUUCACACCAUCUUUUGAAUUGUUCAAAAGUAAAUUCAAUGUAUCAAACAGAAAACACGAUAUUAACGAUACUAAUCAUCUCAGUGAAGACACUGAGCUUAGCUCGGUUUCCAGUAUAUUAGAAUCUGUCAAUCAAGUUAAUAAUUCGGAUUAUUUUUUAAAAUUUAAUCAUUUUAAACUAGAUAAUUAUUUCCCAGCUAAUUUAUCGAAUCAAUUAAAUUCACAUUUAAAGAAUGAUGAAAUUAGUGAACAUGUUCACAAUACUACUAGUAGUAGUAUGGUUACUACUUCAACAACUACCAUCACUAACAGUAAUUCAAAUCAUACAAGUGAGCAACCCGACGAAUUGUUAUGCAAUCAGUAUAAUGUGAAAAAUUCAUCGAAAUCAACGUUGGAAAUACAAAGCUUAGCUAGUAUGCUUGGAGUGAAACCGGAUAAUGUGGAACAAUUGUUUCAACAUUUGUAUACAACUGAACAACAACAAAGUGUAGAACAACAAAAACACUAUGUCAAUGCUUACAGUACACAAUAUCCGCAUUACCAUUCACUACAACGUGCAAAUAUAGUUGCAUCUUCACCAGCGAUCUCAGCAGUGAAUAAUCAUGAAUUAAGUAAUCGCCAGUCAAAGUCAUCAAAUGAUAAUAGUUUUAAUCAGUAUGAAGGUUACAUGGUUGAUAGUUGUUAUGUAUCGAACUCUUUAUCAUCCUCGUCCUUGUUCUCCACUCUACCAUCUUUUUCACCGUUAUCAUCAUCACCCUCCAUAUCAUAUCUUAGUGUUUCUUCAUCUUCUUCAUUACCGUCAAUAUCAACAACAAACAUGACUAAUUUAUCACCGACUGUAUGCUCAGCUAAUUAUUCACAACAAGAUCCAUCGAUGCUAUUUUGUCAAUUAACGCCAGAUUUCAUGAAACAUUUAAUUUCUAAUUUACAUAAAAAUAAUUUAUUAAAUUAUUCAACUCCAUUAUCAUCUUUUACUUAUAAACAACCGAGUUCGCAUACAUUCAUCUCGGAAACAUUACAAUCGUCACCGUCAUCACCACCACCUCCAUCAUCCUCAUCGUCAUCAUCAUUGUCAUUGAUGAUGACAGCGACCACGACUACGAAAAGUGUACAACCAAUUACAUUUGCACAACAACAGAAAGAAACAAUUUUGGAAUGUCUGACAGAUAGGAGCCAUGAAGAUCAAGAAAAAGCGUUAGAUUUAUCAUUGCCUCGGUUAACACCUGAAAAUAUAUCACUACAUAUGGACAGUCAGCAGUUUGAUAAUUCCAAUUCUUAUCAUCAACCUGAUAUUUAUAAGGCCUCCAAUCUAAUGUGGUCAUCAUCAUCGACAAUGACAUUUAUGGAGGCGGUUACUGCAGCGGCUGCAGCGGUUUCCUUUUUAUCACGAACAUCGAAUGAAAUUAAUUAUUCCAAUCAAAAGUUAGAUCAGUUCAAUGAUAGUUCAAUGAAUGAUUUAUCACAAUCAUCUAGGCUAAUAUCACCAAACAAUUCUCCAUGGACAUAUAAACUGAACAGAAGCUACACACAUAAUAUUAGCGAUAUUAGCAGUAAUAAUGGUAAUAACGAAAGAAAUAAUUAUUGUCGUACAAAUGAGUUUGACUAUACUUCUCAUAAAAAAACCACAAUGGAUCAUAGAAAUACUGAAAAAGAAUUUACAGAUGCUGAAAAUUUGUCUAUACAAAUCAACGAACUACAAAGUGCCAAUGUUCAUAUACAGUCCGAUAAAAAGAUUGAUGUGCAUAUCAAUGAUACUGAUUGUUAUAAUCAUUUACAUAACUUGAAUGUUUGUGAAAAUAUAGAGAAAUACGAGAAAAAUAACAAUAGUCUUAAUGCUAACACAAAUGGUAGCAUUAGCAGUUGUAGCGACGAUAUCAAUACCAAUGAAGUGUUUGCUUGUGAUCAGUGUCGAAAAGUAUUCUCUAAGCAUAGUUCACUUUCCAGGCAUAAAUAUGAACAUACUGGUCUUCGGCCAUUCAUUUGUCGCAUUUGUUCAAAAGCUUUCAAGCAUAAACACCAUUUAACAGAGCAUAAACGUUUGCAUACAGGUGAAAAACCAUUUGAAUGUCAAAAAUGCGGUAAGCGUUUUAGUCAUUCCGGAUCAUAUUCUCAACAUAUCAAUCAUCGAUAUAAAUAUUGUCAAUCAUAAAUAAAUCAGGUUCAAUGUGGCAAUUGUUUUGAUCAAAAACCUGGUUAUUUUUUUAACUUCACCUUACUUCACCAUGAUAAUCGGAAGAAAGUACAAAUUGUAAUGGAUUUAUUUGCCUUUUAGUUGAACACUGAUCAUACUGUUUAUUUCCCAAAGGAUAAUUCAGAAAAUUUCAUAUUAACAAAUAAACACCACUGCAUCAUGAUAUCGAAUAUUCUUUUUGGCUGUUACUGACUGCAAGAUGCAAUUUCAAGAGAUCUGACUUUGACUGAUUUGAAAUUGUGUUAUUCUUCUUUCUUUUUCCUUUCUUCAAUCUGUUUUUUUUAAUAUGAAGUAUGAACAGAGAAAAAACGGACCCUCUCCAUUCUUGAACCUUUCUUUGGGUGCUGACAGGUUUGCGCUGGUCUAUUUUGUAAACUGGAGAGUUGAGGCUGGAAAAUGGAAAUCAGAUAUUUUCUUCCCAAUUUUUAUGUAAUCGACCUUUGAUUCAACCUAUUGUCUCUUUAAUUCUUCGCUCCAUUUUUAUUGCGUUUCUUGCCGUUUUUUCCAGUAACCUUUAACAUUGAACAGAACACAAGAACAUAAUAAUACGUGAUAAUGCUCAAUUACAUAAAAAAUAUUUUUUGUACAGUUAUUACUAACUAACUUCACAUUUCUUAUAUUACAAUCAAGUUAAUUGAUUCACUUUUCCCCACUUAGACCCCUACUACGAAAUAUGUUUUCCGCUAACUUUGAUAUCUUGGAAGUACUUGAAUUUUUUCUAAGUUUCAGUAUGCUCUACUGUACUAGUAUGUGGCUUUAAUAUUGAUUUAUAUACAUUAUUCAGUUAUGUGAUCCGACGAACUACAUAAUAACCUGUGUUAGAUUUCAAGGAAUAAAACGACCGGUUUAGUGAUUUUCUCAUUUUAGCGAAGAAAAUCCCCAAAUAUAGACAUUAUUAUCAGUAUGCGACUUAGAAUCAAAUCUGAUAUGGUUUUUGAAUUACAUUCUCGAGAGACUGGUUACAAUGACAAAUCAGCUUCACAAUAUCCAAAAGACAGGAAAUACCUAGGAUGAAUAAUAUAGACAAUGGAGGCAAUACCUAUUUUCACGAUCUUAUCAUUCAAC
Molecule: messenger RNA, 4254 nt
Organism: Schistosoma turkestanicum
Lineage: Eukaryota; Metazoa; Platyhelminthes; Trematoda; Strigeidida; Schistosomatidae
Source: the annotation of a GenBank genome assembly